AUGGUGGGGCUUCAAGCUAUCAAAUACCAGAGGGGCAAUCUCCAGGUUUUGGAUCAACUGAGGCUGCCACAUGAAUUUGUAUAUGAUGACGUUUUUACUUGCGAGGAGGCUUUUGAUUGCAUCAAGGCUAUGCGCGUAAGAGGUGCUCCGGCCAUUGCCAUUGUUGCCGCACUUGCGCUUGCAGUGGAAUUGGAGCAGAAGAAAGAUGGGGCGAGCAAUUCCCAAGAAUUGGUCAAGUAUAUCAAUUCCAAACUAGACUAUCUCAUGGGUAGUCGUCCGACAGCGGUUGAUCUCUCCAACGCAAUCAAACUACUCAAAAGCCGAACGCAAAACGCAGCAUCAAACAGUACAAGCGAUGAAGCUGCAUCGUGUGCUAACGUGCGAACCGUUUUUAUUGAGGUUGCUGAGAAAAUUCUGGAAGAUGACUAUACCACCAAUCUGGCCAUUGGUAGAUAUGGUGCGGAAUACUUGAGGAGGCAACAGAGAGCUAUUGUCACACCAGUCGACGCGGAGGCAGAGUUGAGGUACUACACGACGAGUCCUCCUGGAACACAAGGUUUGCCAGAUCGGACAUAUCGAAAACUGAGUGUGCUAACGCACUGCAAUACGGGGUCACUUGCAACUUCAGGUCAUGGCACGGCACUGGGUAUAAUUCGCAGUUUGCAUAAGAUGAAUUAUCUUGAUCAUGCAUAUUGUACCGAAACCCGCCCUUAUAAUCAAGGCUCUCGUCUCACAGCUUUUGAAUUGGUCUACGAAGAAAUCCCUUCAACCCUCAUAACGGACUCCAUGGCAGGUGCACUGUUUCACCGAAAGAAGGAAGAGAUGAACAUCUCUGCAGUUAUUGUUGGAGCUGACCGUGUUGCCCGGAAUGGAGAUACCGCGAACAAGAUUGGUACCUAUCAGCUUGCUGUACUUGCCAAAGCGCACGGUAUAAAAUUUGUGGUGGCAGCUCCCACCACCAGUAUUGACCUCGAAACCGAAUCUGGUGACUCUAUCAAAAUUGAAGACCGCGCCAAGAACGAACUUACUCAGAUUACGGGCGCUGUUGUCGGCAAGGACGGAAAGGUCGAUGUCAAUCACACAGAAAGAGUCGCCAUUGCAGACCAAAGAAUCAACGUUUGGAACCCAUCCUUCGACGUAACGCCCCACGAUCUGAUCGACGCUAUCAUAACUGAGAAAGGAGAAGUUGUCCGCAGCUCUAAAGGAACAUUCGAAUUUAAGCCAAUCAUGCCAGAAAGAUGGGCAUCCCAGGUAGAAGGCCGACAAGUGAACGGUGAUGACGAUCGACGCGACGACGGCACCCAGUUUCAGAUGGAGAAUAUCUAA
Glarea lozoyensis ATCC 20868 is the source of this 1326-nucleotide messenger RNA. RefSeq names its product NagB/RpiA/CoA transferase-like protein. The record is from RefSeq and is a predicted model, not a curated record. The transcript has 4 exons. Lineage: Eukaryota; Fungi; Ascomycota; Leotiomycetes; Helotiales; Helotiaceae. Bases 1 to 1326 code for a protein of 441 amino acids. Gene Ontology annotation, molecular function: S-methyl-5-thioribose-1-phosphate isomerase activity.